CAGGCAAAAAUAUCAAAAUAUGUGGUUAACUAUUUGAAGUAGUGAUUAGAAAAACAUUGUUUUGGAAGAUGAUUAAACAAUAUAUGCAUUGGUUGAACUGUAUAUAAUUUUUUUUGGAGUUUCACAAUGUGAUGUAGAAUGAGUUCUACUAGUGAAUAUAGUGAUGAAUCUGACGACUCUUCCUCAACAAUGGACUCUUAUAGUGAUAUCGAGGGCAAAGACUUUUUCAAAUAUCCAUCUCCUUUGAGGCUUACCAAAAGUGUAGAUAUUUCUCAGAAAUCUUCUUGGUCUGAUAGUUCAAAUAGCGAUGGCAUUCUUGGUUGUACUAAAAGACAUAAGAAAAAAAGACUACCGCCAAUUGGUAUAUUUUGGGAUAUUGAAAACUGCCAGGUGCCUAGAUUCAAGAGCGCCUCUGCCAUUGUACAAAGAAUCAGAACUUUUUUUCUACAAAGUUAUCGAGAAGCAGAGUUCAUUGUUGUCUGUGAUGUUAAAAAAGAACACUCUCAAGUGAUUCAGGAACUACAUGACUCUCAGGUUAAUGUGAUACACGUUUCUUCAAUAUCUAAGAAUGCUGCUGAUGAAAAAUUGAGACAAUCUUUAAGACGUUUCGCAGAAGUCCAUCGACCACCUUGUGCUGUGGUUUUGAUAUCAGGAGAUGUUAAUUUCGCAGCUGAUCUGAGCGAUUUGAGGUUUAGGAGAAAAAUACGGGUGAUAUUAUUACAUAAUGCCAAUGUAGCAGACGCACUGAUUUUAUGUGCUAAUGAACAUUUCCUUUAUUAUGAUCUCAUUGAAGAUUUACCAAGGCAGAAAAAAGAGAAGGUGCUACCUGAUGAAGUAGCUAUUUUAGAGAUAACCAAUUUGCCGUUAAACUGCAAUUUUGGAAAAAUCAAAGCACGUCUUAAAAUUCUGACCGACAACUGCGGUGGUAGAGUAGAAGAUAUUCAUCCAGAAGGUAGAGCUACCGUCAGAUUUUCAACAUUGGAUUUCGCAUUAAGAGCACAAAAACGUAUCAAUGGGGAAGAUGUAUAUGGAAGUAAGAUUCAAGCAUCUGCCCCCUCUAUCAGGAAUUACUCAGGGAGGAAAACAAAAAACGAGAAUAUGAAUUACCCAUCAAUACCUAGUUUUUACGCUGCUAACCCAUUGGACAUUUCUCAUAUGAUUACAAAUACACCAUGGAGGGCAAACUACCCAUUGCCCCCACCAGCUUUUCAACCGGAUCCAAGUCAAGCUUCUGCAAAUAUUCUCUGGAGACAGUGCGAGCGACCUCUGGCAAGGGAUGCUGGAGAAAGCAACUAUUUCCGUCCAAUCCAAGGAGCCCAGAGCAUGUUAAGUAAUCCAGAACCAAGUUAUGAUAUGCGCAUUUCUGAUAUCAGACCCAGUAACUCAGAAACAGUACAGAAUAUGAAUAUUCCUAAUCGUAAUCAGAAAGUCGGUAUUGAUUCUGAGGUCAGCGAUGAUUCGAAGACUACAAACGAAAAUUGUAAACUACAGAACGCAGUUGAUAAGCAACCUGUGGAUUUAGUCAUAUCAAAUUUGGAUUCGUCAAUUGGAUUAUCAGAUUUGAGGCGUUUAUUGACCAACAUGCUCAAAGAAUAUGCUAUGAUUUGUAAUUUGAAGAUUUCUACACAAGCAGAUGGAUCGACAUCCGCAAACAUCAGGGUAUCUAGUCAACAAGAAGCUCAAUUUGCAAUAUCACAGCUUCAUCGACAAAAACUUGGACAGAAAAGAAUCGUCAUAUCAUACGCUCAGAAUAAUGUUUCUGAUCCUGAACAUCUGAAAGCUCUUAUAGUUAACAUUCUGCAGGAAGCACCGGAAAAAUGCAUGGCACUUUUCAAAUUUAUGGCUCUAUUGGAAUCGAGAUAUCAUUGCACUAUAUCUGUAUCGGAAGUGAACAAACUGAAAGACGUUUGCAAGAUAACGGAAGAGCAAGGCUGUCGCAUCAUCUCACUCACCCAGGAAGUUAAGGCUUCUCCCCCUCCAAACUUGAAUAAGAUUAUUUUAUCCUACUGUACAGUGCACUGUCCGAACGGUCUUCAGUCUGGCGGUUGGUGUGAAAUCAACACCAUACAAUCACCGAAUGUCAUGAUCUCACUGAAAUUUUUCUGCAAUCAGUUGUACACCUUGCUGGACAUUCAUAUGGGUUCGUUGCCCUUCUUAAGUUUUCAAGCAUGUUAUGAACAAACAUUCCGUAUUCCGUUGCCCGUUGAUGAUACAGGGGUACCCUUAGAGCAUUUUGUGAUGUGUGUGCCUAAUAUUUCUAUCAAACAAGUUGGACCAAACAAAACCAUAAAGAUAAUUAAAAGAGAGAAUAAGAAAGUUGUUAACGAUGAAGAAACAUUUCUCAAGGGUGUACCACCAUCUAUAGCUCCAAAUAUAUACUUGUUGUGCCGAGAAGUGGUCGAUUUAUUGCGAACUAUGGAUAAAUGUCAGUUGCCGCUGGCUAAAUUCAUUCCCGCCUAUCAUCAUCAUUUUGGGAGACAAUGUCGUGUAGCCCACUACGGUCAUACGAAAUUGGUUGAUUUGUUUGAGUCUAUGUCCCAUAUUGUGCAGAUCAUUGGCGAUGGCACACGCAGGCUAAUCACACUGUCACAUUCUGCACAAAUGAGGAGAUUCACAUCUGAUUUGCUCAAAGUAUUAAAAGUCCAGCCUUGCAAGCAGAUAUCAGUAUUAGAGUUCCCCGCUGCUUAUGAAAAAGUCAUUAACAAACCUUUCUCCCCAAUUGACUAUGGAUUGUGCAAUUUCGAAGACUUGCUGGGCGAACUGCCGGAAAAUACCAUCGUUUUGAGCAAGAAAGAUGAUAAACUCACGAUUGCCGUUCCUAAGAGAGAGCAAUCGCCCAAAGAAAUUGCCAAAACUAAAGAGUUUUCAGUCGAGGUGGUGGAACUGUUGAGACAUUCGCCAUACUGUACCAUAAUUUUUCAUAAGUUUGUACCUGCAUAUCAUCAUCAUUUUGGAUACCAAUGCAAAGUAUCGGAUUAUGGUUUCACUAAAUUAAUUGAAUUAUUUGAGGCAAUACCAGAUGUAGUAAAGAUUAUAGAAUUAUCCGAUGGCGAAAGAGCAGUAUGCUUAACAUUACCUAAAAUGUUGAAAGUGCUAGGCUCUCAGCUCUUGUCCUUGAUAAAGAAUUCGAGCCUUUCUAGUAUUUCUUUGGAAGAUUUUCCUGUUUUGUAUCUUAAAGAAUUUGGAUAUCCGUUCAAACCAGAAGCCUAUGAAUGUGAAACUGUUGAACAAGUUAUAAUGAAUCUACCUGAAUAUGUUCAGCUUCUGCAAACUUCAAUAGGCUCUUACAUAAUUCCAGUAGAACAAGAUCCUAUCCAAAUAUUUAAAGUGAGAGCAUGGUCUAUUCUGUUAGAACCGCCUUAUUGCAAAGAAUAUGCUUUCUUCAAAAUUGAAUACCAUACUAAAUAUAACAGCCAUUGGACAGUUGAAAACCUCAAUGAACUGAAAAAUGUAUUAUCGAUCUCAUAUUCUAACAAUAAAAACUACAUAUCCUUGACUAGACAAUACGUCUUGGCCGCUCAAUUGUACCAGGUUUUAUAUAAUAAUGGUGGUCAGAUUGUCUACAAUGAAUUAGAAAGAGGCCUUUUUGCUUGCUAUGGCAACGAAAUUAAAUUAGAAGACUAUAAUAUACAUUCGCCAAACGACCUCAUGAAGUGUUUCAAUUUUUUAAUCUUUCUCAGAGGAAGUGGACCAAAUCCUCUUAUAAGUUUCAAUAAAAUUCUUGCAGAUCAUCAAGUACCACUUCCGACUCCUUUGCAAGAAGUCAAACCGAUAAGGAGAGAAGAAGAACGCAGUUGCAAGUGGUUACAAAUCGGACAUGAUGCACCUCAUCGGAAAAUAGCACCACCCAAACCUGAUACCCCACCUUCUCCCGGGACUGUUUUAUAUUGGAAUUCUCCUAAUGCCUAUGGGGGAAGUAAAAUUACAUGUUUUCAGGACUUUUCGAUACGGAUGCCUCUAUUCCAAACACCGAGAUUAAUGGAGAAGGAUAUAAAGGAACUGAUUUCUCCAGCUCACCAACUUUAUGCAGGAGAUAACAAUCCAUGGAGCGUCAGAAAUAAUAUUUUUCAAACUUUUACACCUCCCGAUGCAACGGAAUUACCUCUGCCUGAUAAGCUUAUAUCCAGAGGAGUUAUUUCUGAUGACUCCAAUGACUCUGGAGUGAACACAAAAUUGGACAUAUCUCCAUCUGACUUAGAUAAUAUGGGGGCAUCCCUCAAUCAUAACAUGGAAGCAGAGGAAAGAAAUGAAUGUCAAAGAAACCUACCUCAAGAGAAUACAGAAAGUUUGGUAGCUAAAUGUUCUUUUAUGCGUUGAGUAGCUCUUUAUAAAGACUCUCUAAAGUGGAGGUAUAUAGCCAACGUGUGCGCUAUAUUUUUGGAUUUCAACUAGACCAAACUCCAAAACUAGUCUCAGUGUGAUUUUGUUAUAAUUUUACUGUGUGAUUUAACUUGUUUGUAAUCCAGUGAAUUGCAUUUUAUCGAGAGAUCAUUUUGAAACGACAAACUUUGAUGAAAACCACAUUUAAUGAUAAUGAAUGAAUAUUUGUUGAGCAGGAGAAGUAAUCAAUAUGUAGAGAGAGAGAUUUUAUUUUUUUAUUACUGAAGACCUUCUCUUAUUAUUAAAAUUUGAUCGUGGGGGAUAUUAUAUUAUUUCCAGACUCAAAAUGUUUUGAAUCUAAAAAUUUAUAAUACUCUUCCGAGGUCGAUUUAUAAAAAAAAAAACUAUUUCAUAAUUCCUCUCUUUUGUAUUUUGUUUGGUUUAAUACCCUCAACUAUUUUCAUUUUAAAUGUUAUUGUUGUUACAAAUUGUAUUGUAGAUAGUUGGCAUUACUAUCCAAUAUGAGAACGAAAUGAUAAUAACAAUUAUAUACAUAAUGUUAACAGAAUAUUUAUGUAGAUAUGUUAAAAAUUAGCUGAAAAAUGUUGACAUUGAACAGUAUUCGAAAUGAAAUUGAGUGCAAUACUGAAAAAUCCUUCAAUAAUGGCAAGGCAAUAACUUGUUCCAAAAUGAUCUUGUGUGAAGACUAUUUAAUAUAUUUAAUUGUAAAAUCUGAAGCAUUCCUACUUUGUUAAAUGUAUUUUGUGAUUAGUAUUGUUAUUGUUCUUUAUUUUUUUGCUUUAUACCGUGUUUUUUAUGUUUUUUUGUCAGCGUUUAUAAAAACCAGCCCUCAAUGUCCCGCCACUGAAACAUCAGUUCAGUCAAAAAUCAAUUCAGCAUUUAUAUAAAUUCAUUUUCCUAAAUAUUUAUUUUUAUGAAAAAUGUGACAAUUAAUUUAUGAAGUAGUAUAGGAAUAGAAUUGAAAUUUUUAUCUGUAAUUAAUAUUUUUUAACAAAAUCAGUACUGUAAAAUUUUUGUAAAAUGUUAGUAAAUCCAUUUUUGUACUUUCA
Coccinella septempunctata (seven-spotted ladybird) is the source of this 5390-nucleotide messenger RNA. RefSeq names its product meiosis regulator and mRNA stability factor 1 (gene Marf1). NCBI's taxonomy places the organism in Eukaryota, Metazoa, Arthropoda, Insecta, Coleoptera, Coccinellidae. Gene Ontology annotation, cellular component: peroxisome; cytoplasm. Gene Ontology annotation, biological process: post-transcriptional gene silencing. The record is from RefSeq and is a predicted model, not a curated record. The transcript is spliced from 24 exons. Bases 139 to 4317 code for a protein of 1392 amino acids. Gene Ontology annotation, molecular function: mRNA base-pairing post-transcriptional repressor activity; CCR4-NOT complex binding; RNA nuclease activity.